Messenger RNA from Mus pahari (shrew mouse), 4412 nucleotides. It is a transcript of the gene Evc, whose product is annotated as EvC ciliary complex subunit 1. Gene Ontology annotation, biological process: smoothened signaling pathway. The record is from RefSeq and is a predicted model, not a curated record. The coding region runs from base 132 to 3347 and encodes 1071 amino acids. NCBI's taxonomy places the organism in Eukaryota, Metazoa, Chordata, Mammalia, Rodentia, Muridae. The transcript has 21 exons.
UGGCCCGGAAAGGCUGAAAGUUUGGGCGGCGGGUCCAAGCUCCUCCCUUUGCUCGGGAGCAGCGGGAAAGGGUACAGAGGCGCGGAGCUGGCGGGCGGCGGGAUGCGGCGGGUCACCCGCCUGAGCCCCCCAUGACCUGCACUAAAGAUGCGCGGCUGCAGCUGGGCCGGGAAGCCCUGCAAGCGGCGCCUACGCUGCUGGUCCCCGCGGUGCUACUGGGUGGCGUUCUCGGCCUAGGCCUUGGCUUGUGGCUUGGCUGUCGCGCGAGCCACUUGCGCGCGCGGCUCCAGAAAGAUGACAGGAAACAUCUGCUCAGGAGUUCAGAGCCCCCUGCACAGAGCCUACGGGACACUGGCUCUCAAGCCAGGAGGCGCCAGAGAGAAACCACUCGGGAUGAAGAUGCCCCUGAGGUGUGUGAGCCAUCCUUGAGUGGCAACAUCACGGCAUUUGCACUGAAAGCCAGAGUUGUCUAUCCCAUCAACCAGAAGUUCCGGCCUCUGGCGGACGGAUCCUCCCACCCAUCGCUGCAUGAAAACUUGACACAGGUGGCGGCCAUCCUGCCCCACCUGCCCCACCAGCCAGCAGAGGCCUCGCCAGCCAGCAGCCUGGGCAGCCUGAGCCAGGCUGGCAAGGAGGAUGCCAGCUCCUCCUCUAGCAUGCGGUCAACCUACAGCGACGACCGGGUCCUCCAGUAUGCCUUCCUCCGGGUGGGCAGAUUCCCUGAGAUUCUGGCCUGUGAGAGUGUAGACAUUGACCUGUGUGUCUGCAGCCUUCACCUGAAAGACCUGCUUCAGGUAGACACGGCGCUGAGGCAGGAGAAGCACCUGAUGUUCAUUCAGAUUCUUAAAGCAUGCCUCCUGGAUUUUUUUCCUAAAAAGAAGCCUGAUGAUGAAUUAUACCAGAAGAUUCUUUCCAAACAAGAGCGUGAUUUGGAGGAACUAGAAAAGGGACUUCAGGCCAGGCUGGCGAACACAGAGAUGUUAGGCACCGGCGACUCCGGCUAUGUUUCCCUGGCAGAUGUGGAGAGGAAGGAGAGAGAGCUCUCGGAGCAGCUCAUAGACAAUAUGGGGGCUUUCUGGAAGCAAAUGGAAAGCAUCCAGCCCAUUCUCAUGGACCAGUUCAAGUGUUCCAGCUCCAAAGCUCGGCAGUUCAUGAUGACUCUGACGGGAAGAAUGAUUGUCGCUGAAGGACUGCUGCAUGAUUCUCAGGACCUGCAUGUCCUGGACACCCUCGAGAGGACAAUGGGUCGAGCCCACAUGGCAAGAAUGGUUGAGUUCCUGAGGACCCAGAUCCAGGAGGAGACCAAGUGCAGACUUGCUGCCAUCUCCCGUGGCCUGGAGCUGCUGACUGUCCAGGGGCAGCUGUCUGGGAGGCAGAAGGAGGAACUCCUGACUCAGCAGCACAAGGCCUUCUGGGAGGAGGCAGAGCACUUUGGCAGGGAAUUCAUGCAGCGGGGCAAAGACCUGGUCCAGGCGUCUCAGGCUCGCCAGGCAGAGGCAUCAGCAGAGCUCACACAGACCCAAGAAGAGGAACGGAGGAGUUUCCUGGCUGAUUCCCAGCUGACCUCAGAUCCCGGGGAGUUCCUCAAGGCUUUUCAUGAUGUCCUGGAGAGGCAGCGGCUGACAAGGAGUGACCAGGAGGGAGAUGAGGACACCCGGAUCACUGAGGCCAUGGCUGCGCUCUGCCAGGAGCUGUACUGUAGCACCAUGGGAACCUUCCAAAAGUUCGUGGACUCCUUGUUCCUGAAGACCCUUCCAGAAGUGAGCAGCCUCCCUGUGGCAGAAUGUGAGGCCCUGCGGCAACAGGUCCAGGAGCAGGCAGCAAGGCAGCUGGGACAGGCGGACCGAUUCCGCAGACGACAGUGGGGACUCCUAUGUGAUCUCUUGGAGCAGGACAAACGGGUAUGGCUGGAGGAGGGUACCCUGUCCACGGUGCUGCAGAGGCAGCUGCGGGAUCACCAUGAGAGCACCAUCCAAGGCGUCCUGAGCCGAUUCAGUGGCCUUUCCGAAGAGUCCACGCGAGGCAUCCUGCAGGGCCACGAGCUGCUGCUCUGCUCUGCUCUGCGCAGACUGGCCCUCCGAGGCACCACCAUCACUGCCCUGGCUCAGAUGCGGCUGUCUGGGAAGAAGAGGCUCCUGCAGGAGCUACAUGAGCAGCUGGCGUUAGAGCAGGGUGUGUCCCCGUGCCUGGAGGAGCAUCAGUGGCAGCUGCUCAGAGCCCUGGAGGCGCGGAUCCAGGAGGAGGCAGCCAGGUUGGAGGAUGAGGCGCAGCAGACCAGUCUGCGGCUCCAGCAGCAGCUGUUGGCGGAGGCACAGGAGGCAGGGCGGCUGCUACAGCUGCACUCGGAGCGGGCCAUUGGGCAGGCGCUGCUGGUAUAUGCUAGGAAUGCGGCCAGCAAAGGCCGGACCAGGGAGAAGGAAGACUUUAAGAGGACGCUGGUGGAGACGGUGGUGGAAAGUGUGUAUGUGACCAGCACUAGUGUCAACCGCCUCGUGCAGGUGCAUUACCAGGGCAUUGGGAAGCUCCUGCAAGCCCAUGAGGAACAAUUGCUGCAGCGCCUGAAGACCCUGCAGGGGGAGAGAAUCAAUGCUUACAAGCUGUGGAAGAAGCAAGAAUUCAGUGACCCGUCGUCGGAGAGUCAAACAGCGGAUGGUACCCACGGAGCUUCUCAGGCGGUACAGCAGAGGAUGCUAUCGCAGCAGAAGAAGCUCCUGGACCAGCUCACAAAGCACCAGCAGGGCCGUCUGAAUGCUCAGAGGCAGAAGGCACACGAACUGGACCAGCUGGAAGCCCAGCUUGAGACCCAGCUGCAGGAAGCUGAGCAGACCCUUAUCUCAGAGCUAGCGACAUUGGCCCGAGUACCCCUACCUGAGAACAAGCCAUUCUCCAACAAGCGAGGACUGCCAGAGAAGCCAGUAAGGACCAAAAGGAAGAAGCCCCCACCUCGGGAGAGAGAGGACCUGGGGCUACCCAACAAUGACCACCUUGCCUUGGCCGACCACACCACAGGACCACUCAGGUGUGAGGGGUUCCAGCCCACUGCCUUUCUCCUGCCCCCCGUCAAGUGUCUGGAGUCUGGGAAUGAUUCUUCUCAAGCGGCGGAAGGCUGGGUCAGCAGGACAGCGAAGCUGGUGAUGGAGAAAGCACAAGGAAGAUACUGCAGAAAAGAAGCAAUCUGUAACUGGAGCCCUGCUGAGAUGGGUCUGCCACACACCUCACUUCCUCUGAGUGACUGUGGGGACAGAAGAGAGGAGAUGCCACCUGCCUUAGAGAGUGAAGAUGGCAAGACAACAGCACCAAGUGCCUGGGAUCAUUGGAGAUGGUGGGGACAUGCCUUGAGAAUGUAGCAUCUCCGCUGUCACCUCUUUUUGGUCCUCUUGCCCUUUUCUCCUCUCUAGGGAGGGCCCUCUACCCUCACCCUCCAGUCUCACACAGAAUCUUGGUGCUGCCUAGCAGUCUGAUUGGAGAUUGGAGACCUCUGAUUCCAGCAUGCAGGAAGUCCUGCCCGUCAGGGUCUUAGCAUGGCUGUUAUUUUCCCGGCCUGAGGCCACUGGUUCACCUCCACUGCUCCACAGUCAUCUCCUGUCCCUGGCUCUGGCUGCCAGGGUCCCAACCAGGACCAACUUUUGGCCUUGUUAUUUCUAUCUGUUGGCUCAGGUCGUCCUGGGGCCUGGUCACUCAAGGAUGUGUGAGUCCCAGGGCCAAUGUUCUUGGCAUAGCCACGGAGUUCCCCUGACUAUGUUCUGAACCACUCAGAACAUGGGGACCACCCUUGCCUGUCACAUACCACAAGAAUUCCUCUGUGGGCAGGGAGGGCAUAGAAAGAUGCUGUUCCUACCAUCAGGCUUCACUGAGGAGAGGAAACUUCACCUGAGGAGAUGCUUACAGAUCACCUGCUCCUUCUGAGGGAUGAUGAGGGCUUCCAUAAGCUUUCAAACCAGCCGCACUUGCCCCACAGGCCAGAGGCCUUUCCCAUUCAGGGGGCUAUCUCUUCCAAGAGCAGCAUCAAAGAUUCCCAGUCAUCGCUGCCAACGUUUGGGUAUGAUCACUCAUUGUUCGGGUGUGAACGUUGCUGAUGCCAAGGAUGGAGUCUCUCGUGUCAGAGGCAGACCCACGUGGAGCUGGGAGGUUGUGGGUAGCACACACUGUUACGUUUGAGAUGAGAGCUGUCACUCAGUGAAAACACACCUUCAGGUUCGCUGUUCUUGGGCAACACCUCCCAAGGAACACCAGCAUGUCUAGGAGUGAUGCCUGAGGCCAAGAGAGCACUUGGCUGGGGCAGCAGCCAAGCUUCCUUCUUCCUUCCCUUCUUCCAUUCCCCACCACCUGUGCCUUAACCUCCUUGUACAUAAGCCAACCCUGGCUCACCCUGAAUAAAGAGCUCUACCCCAGGAGUUGUUCUUGGCUGUUUC